Drosophila melanogaster (fruit fly) is the source of this 4677-nucleotide messenger RNA. RefSeq lists its product as uncharacterized. Gene Ontology annotation, molecular function: DNA binding; DNA-binding transcription factor activity, RNA polymerase II-specific. The record is from RefSeq and is marked reviewed. Gene Ontology annotation, cellular component: nucleus. Lineage: Eukaryota; Metazoa; Arthropoda; Insecta; Diptera; Drosophilidae. Gene Ontology annotation, biological process: nervous system development; regulation of DNA-templated transcription; regulation of transcription by RNA polymerase II. The transcript is spliced from 7 exons. The coding region runs from base 2300 to 3364 and encodes 354 amino acids.
CAUUUCGACCCAGGCCCAAAAAGAGGAGGUCCUCUGAUCCGAUGAGUGGCCCAUUUGGAGACCAUUUUCAGAGCGCCUUAAAGCGACGGAGCCCUCCGCCUCCAUACAAAACGAACGAAAAAAAAAAACGAGGAAAGAAAUCAGGAAAGGACGCCCCCGCUGGAAAAUUUCAAUGGAGCGAAGGAGAGGAUGUUGGAACUGGGCGCCAGCAUGCCAAACCAGACCGAACCAAACCGAAGCGAACCAAGCCAAACAAAACGACACGCACACACAAACACCAACAGAUGCUCACACGCAGGAACGGCGAGAGGGAGAGGCACCAACACAGAGCCAGAGUUAACCACCAAUCGUUCGCGCGCAGCCCGCAAAUGUCCCCGCAGCAGGACACGCACACACACACACGCGGGCAGCAUGGAACGGAUGUGGAUAUAGAGGGAGCCACCACCAGGACACUGUGUGUGUGUGUGUGGAAUAGCAGCAGCAGCAGCAGCGGUGGCAGCAGCGGCAGAAGGACGAGCAGCGACGGCGACGUCUCUGUUGUCGAGCACAUGAUCCUUAAUUUCGUUAUAAUUUUGUAUGUUGCCUGAAAUUGUAUAUCAUUUUAAGUUUGAUCGGCCGAGAAUACGUAUCGCCGUGCCUGCGUUAACCAGCCAGCAGCAGCAGCAACAACAACAACAGUAACAGGAUAACAAAGGAGCGGAGAAUAGAAUACAAAAUACGAAACACAAAAAAAAAAAAAUACGCAAGAAGGACGAAGGACGAAGCAGCCAGCAAGUGGAGACGGAAUUUGUUAUCAUCUUGAACUCGCGCACACUCACACACACACGCACGCAGGCACUCACAAACACACAGACGCACAUAGAAGGAGUGCUCCUCCGCUGCUGCUCCUUCUGCUUCUGCUUCUUCUUGCUACGUGCUCCUUGCUCCUGGGGAGCAAAGGACGAAAGCACCGCAGUUGAAAAACAAACAGCCAUAGUUGCUGCAGCGGCUCCCGGCACAGCGGUACACCAACAAUUGUCCAGCGGACGGAAUACGCACGCACGCCAAAACGCCAUCCCGAUGAUCCGCGGUACCGGUACCGCAUCCUGAUCCAGAUCCACCCAGAUCCGAUCCCCAGAUACAUAUAUAUAUAUACGAUAAAUACUAUUAGCAAAUGUUGUCGUAUUUUUUUUUUUUUGAAUGUGUCGUGUUGAAGUGCUCAUCCCUUUACCGUCGGGCAGUGCUAGCUAGUGGCUAACCAAGUGCUAAAACGAAAUCACCGAACAGCAGAUUGAACAUCUGAGCAGCAUAUAUCGAUCGGAUAUAUAAGAUAUAUAUAGCCACAUCCUGUGCGUUAUCCACGAGGCCUCUCCGCUCGCCGAAGGCCCCGUCGCACCGCCACAAAAUUCGAUCAAUCAAAACGGGAGCGCGUUCGCCGCGAGACAGCUUCCAGUUGGAUUACUCAAUCGACUUCUUCAAGACGUAUAUCGAUACGCAGCGUUUCUACGCCGGCCACAAGUUGGAUUUCAAACAUCAGAGUUGCGCCGGCGGCCCUGGUUCCGGUGGUGCUGGUGGUCCUGGUCCUGGUGGUGGUGGUGGCGCCUCCGGAGUAGUCGUCGUCGGCGGCACUAGCAACAGCAACAAUCCAGCAGCGGCGCAACAGCAGCAGCAGCAGCAGCAACAACAACAGCAGCAGCAACAGCAGCAGUCCGGCGGUAAUAAUCCCAGCAACGGCAGCAACUCCGCCGUCGCCUUGUCCCUUGCCCAUCCGCACGCCCACGCCAGCCACGCGCACAGCAGCCACGCCCACGGCAGUCACGCCCACGCCCUAGCGAUAGCCCACGGUCAUCACGGUCUGCUGCCGUCGGUGGUCCCGCAACAGCAGCAGCAGCAGCAGCAGCAGCAGCAGCAACAACAGCAACAGCAGCAGGCGCAACAGUUGCCGCCGGGCGUUGGAGUUGCCAGUCCGCUGCAGCAGCAGCAGCAACAACAGCAACAGCAACAGCAGCAGCAACAGCAGCAGCAGCAGCAACAGCAGCUGAUCAACAACGGAGGCGUCUCCGCCGGCACACCCACGCUGCUUAUCGGCAACGGACCCAGCUCGUCCGGAGCGGGAACAGGAUCGGUUUCGGCCGCAGCAGCAGCAGCAGCGGCAGCCGCAGCAGCCUCCUCCUCCUCCUCGUCGCUGCCGCACGUGGCGCCGCACAGCCUGGGCCUGAGUCCGCAGUCGAGCGCCGACUCGCAGCAGUUCAACAUCUUUCCGGCGAUCUUCAGCCGCCAGCUGAACUUCUCGGCCGGCGGGCAGGGCGGCAAGCUAAGCAUGGACGAGCUGCGUCCGAACCUGGUCGGCGGACUGCUGGGUCUGCAACAGGGCCUGCUGGAGGAUCACGCGAGCAUGCAGCACGGCGGCGUGGGGCAGGACACCAAGUUCAUGUCGUUCCAGGACCAGCGCCUAAUGGGCAUCGGCGGCUCGCACGAGAACCGGCUGCUCAGCCUGGCCAGCUCCGUGCAGGAUACGCGUUCGCCAAUUACCACGCUGGAGAAGUCGUCAUCCUCAUCGCUUAAUCACCAGCGCAAGUGUAGCAGCACGCCGGAGGAUUUCAGCGCCCUCUACUCCGGCCUGCCCACGCCCGGCAUGGACUCGUCCUCGCACCACCAUACGCCGGCCCACACGCCGCCGUCGCGCCUCUCCGAUCACACGAUCUCGGCGGAAGGCGCCUUCAAGAAGCUCAAGCCGGAACCCAACAGCGGCCUGUCGACGGUUUCCGCCGGCAUCACCUCGCCCGGAAGCGGAUUAUCAUCGCUCAGCCAGCACGCCGGCCACACCCCAACCACAGCGUCCUGCCCCACGCCCGCCAGGCGGAGACACCGCACCACAUUCACACAGGAACAAUUAGCGGAACUGGAAGCGGCGUUCGCCAAAUCGCAUUAUCCGGAUAUUUACUGCCGCGAGGAGCUGGCGCGAACCACCAAGCUGAACGAGGCGCGGAUUCAAGUCUGGUUUCAGAACCGUCGCGCCAAGUACCGCAAGCAGGAGAAACAGCUGCAGAAGGCGCUGGCACCGUCUGUGAUCCCAUCCUGCAACGGUAUGAUGCGCAACAUCCAAGGCUACAGCGUCUCGCGCGGCUAUCAGCCGUAUCCGCACCACAACACCAUGAAUCGCUAUCCCCAGGACCUGUUCCAAAUGGGCGCCUCCUCGUAUCCGGGCAUGACUCAGCCGUUCUCCAUGGCGCACAGCACGAAUAUGGGCUCCGUUGGGGUGCGUCAGGACUCGAUGGGCAUGUCACCGGAGGACGAGUGGUACAACAAGAGCCUGUCCGCCCUGCGGAUGAACUCGUCGCAUCAUCCCAACCUGUCCGCCCCCAUGCUGCAGUACCAGACAUAAUCAAAGACCUUUGACGACUUCUUUUAAAAGAUCGCGCCCUAAUGGCCCUUUUUGGGGCGCGGUGUUUUAGGAUGGAGUGCGUCAAUCGAUGUCCACCAGCAGCAGUCACAAAUCUCUCUGUCUAUAUCUAUGCAUAUAUAUAUAUAUAUCACUGUAUAUACAUAUGUACAUAGUAUAUAUACCAGUCAUUAGUCUACAGCCCAUUCCGGAUGCACCAUCGGAUUAGGAUCAGGAUCAGGAUCAGGAUCAAGAUCAGAUCGGAUCGGGAUAAGGAUCGGAGUGAAUGAAUGAAUGGAGGAGCGCCAUCGUUCAGCUCUGGGCGGGAUUUACUCAUAAGACUUGUUGAUAUUAUUCUGUUUUUUCUUUUUUUUUUUUUUUUUUGGACAACCAGAUCCAAAUCGAAUAAUAAUGGGGUAAAGGUAAUUCGUAAAGGUAGAGAUAUGGGAUGGUACAUAGAGCCAGAGUCGGAGCUAAACAAAUGCGAAUGGAAGUGGAUUAUGUAAUAGGCAACUAGUCAUAGUAACUAAGCAAAUUGUGUAUUGAGAUUUUAUCGUGGCAUUAUAAAAAGUAAAAGUAAACGCGCGCAUCAGGCGCAUAUAUAAAUUUAAAUAAAUAUACUAAAAUAUGUACUAGCGAUAGCAUAAGUCAGGUUGCUUGGCCCCUUCCCAAUGGCAGACGUGGAAGAUGUGGAAAACGUGAAAAUCGUGGAAAGUGGAGCCCAGUCUGAUCUGAUCUGAUCCGAUCCGGUCUGGUUGGAUCUACUCCUAGCUUCUAGCUCCUAGCUCCGGGCUCCAUGCGGCAACUCUUUGGUUGCUUCUACCGACUUUUCAUUGCCUGCUCACUACUCACUAAUAUAGCUUACUCAACAUACGACGUACAUAUAGCAACUCCUGCUCCCACUCCCCACUGACCCACUCCCUACUGACCCACUGCAUCCCGGACCCACCACUACCACCGCCAACCGACCACCAUAGACCCGAAAUGCACAGAAAUCCAAAGCAGGCAAAUCCGCAAGCCGAACCCAAACGAAUUAAACUACAAACUUUCUAACUAAUUCAAGGUGUGUCAAACUAAUUAUAAGAUGAUUUUUUUUAGCUAAGCAAUGCAUUAACGAGUUAUAUUUAAAAAUAAUUAGAAAUCAAACCAAAAGCGAGAAAACAAAAAAAAAACACACACACACACACAUGGAAACCAAUAAAAUACAUCACCUAUAUAUAUUUAAAUACGAAAGAAAAACAGCCAAACGAAAACUACAAGACGCAUGUUUAACAAAUUAUGCCAGACACAGCAAGAAUGGAAAUAAUAAAAAUAUU